Molecule: messenger RNA, 438 nt
Organism: Bipolaris zeicola 26-R-13
Lineage: Eukaryota; Fungi; Ascomycota; Dothideomycetes; Pleosporales; Pleosporaceae
Exons: 2
Coding region: 1-438 (145 amino acids)
Source: RefSeq, a predicted model, not a curated record
AUGGCGGAUGAAUUGAGGAAUAUCAUCACUACGACAUACUUUACUACAAUCAUCAGUUCAGCUUUCAGCAACUCUUUCAAUACUACCGAUUACCUGUCAAGAACAAGGCUUUUUUACCACAACAAUCAAUCAAUCAACUUCCCACUAACUACCAUCACCAUGCAGUUCACCACCAUCCUCGCCGCAACCCUCUUCGCCAUCUCCACCUCGGCAGCAACCCUCGCCGCGCGCGCCCCCAUCCAACCCGGCGUCGCAACCUUCAGCCACUCGAAGCGCGCCUUGGAACUCACUGCUGAGAUCGCCGCCAUGGAGAAGCGAGGCCAGUCUGCUGCUUGUACCAUCUGCACUUUUGGAUGCGGUACUGGUGGAGAUCUCGAGGCGUGCGAUUGCUGUGCUGAUGGUGGUGCUUGUAUUGAUGAUGGAAGCUGCAACAUCUAA